This is a messenger RNA of Menidia menidia (Atlantic silverside), 3614 nucleotides long. NCBI's taxonomy places the organism in Eukaryota, Metazoa, Chordata, Actinopteri, Atheriniformes, Atherinopsidae. The record is from the annotation of a GenBank genome assembly.
AUGGAGCCUGGCAGCAAUCGCGGGGUUUCUCCGGAGAAACCCUCCCGGAGGGCGGAGGCGCGCAACUCGCCCAUCGUCCACGGCACCGGGUGGCUCUUCUCCCCGAUGUGGAGUCCCCGAUCCAAGGCGCGCUGCGGGGAAUUUGUCAGCGGUGUGCCGAGCGACCAAGUGUGGCUGGACGACCACUCUGACUUCACCAGGGAGUACUUUUCGCGCAGAUCCUCCACAGUGAGCGGCUCUCAGCCAGAGAUCCAGACCCCGAGUCCCAGGUUUCCCAGGAGCAGCUCGGACCACUCCAGCCUUCUGAUGGCGUCCUCUCAUCACAGAACAUCUGCUCCUCUGGCCGGCUCCCACCAGGACGCGUCCUGUUCCCCGGACAGGCUCAACCCCCUGGCCUCCACUCUCAAUGCCCCCGAGUGGAUGGACAACAUCUGUCACUCCCCCUGCUCCCCUCGCUCCCCUCGCUCUCCCCGCUCCUCCCGCUUCAGUUUCACCGCCUGCCGCCCGCUUUCCCCCAUUUGCCCCUGCUCCCCCUACGCCCCGCAGGUCCUGCAGCCUGUUGCCGCCAAGGCCGCCGGCUGUGGCCGGGGGGAGGGCUGCCCGUGGAUGAUGGGGCUCCUGGGAGGGGGCCUGAGCGGCAUGGGCUCCGUCGCAGAGCUCUGCCAGGGAGCCGUCACCCAUUCGGGGGAGCUGUUUGCGGCCGAGGGCGGUUGCCUCUCACUCGUGAGAACAGACUGUGGCGGAAGGAGCAACUUGGAAGAGGUGGUGGCCUUAACGGCUCUCGGGAAUUCGAGCGACGGCUCCCCGUACGGUCACGCUCACCAGGAGCUCUUUAGGGGUGUCAUGGAAUGCGUGAUGGCAACAGGAUCGCCAAUUAACCUCAGGGAUGCAUCUGAGGACCCAAAAUUUAAUAUGCAUAAUAAUCAGUCACUAAAAAUCGGGACUGUUUUGAGUGUUCCCAUCAAGAACCACAGAAGAGAGGUGCUUGGUGUAGUGGUGAUGAUCAACAAGAGGAAUACUUGUGAUGGCUCACUUUCUGUUUUUACCAACAUGGAUGAGAAGGUGCUGUCCAGUCAUAUGGACGUUCUGGGGAUGGUUCUGGAAAACGUCCAGCUGCACGAAAGCUCCAGACAGGAGGCCAAACGCAGCCAGGCUUUGAUAGAAAUGGCCCAGGUGUUGUCGAGGGAGCACCACUCUUUUGAGGCUCUGCUGAGUAAGAUGGCCGCCACCAUCAUGCCCUUCACGCAUGCACAGUAUUGCACUAUCUUCAUCCCCGGGGAUCAGACUUCAGUCAAAGAGGACGAGAUUUCAUUCUCGCGUGUGAUACACAUGGAGUGUGAGGAGCUGGGAUCAGCUUGCCAGAUCUACAGAAGGGAGCGUGACGUCAGCGAUGUGGAUCCAUCCUUUGCCUGUCGAACGCUGACGGCCAUGGAAACACUUAAUAUGGCGAAGAGUUCCGAGGAAUCAAUAAGGAGCAUCAUCUGCUGCCCCGUCAGAAACGAGAGGUCUGAAAAGGUUAUCGCCGUGUGCCAGCUGAUGAAUAAGCGGAGCAGAGACUCUGGUGAAUUAGACGCCUUUAAUCGGUAUGACGAGCGCCUCCUGGAAGACCUGGCGGUGUACUGUGGCUUGGCCUUACAGUAUGCUCAGGCCCUCCAGAUAACUGAGGUGCGGAGAGCCAGCAUACAGGUCACGCAGGAGGUUCUUGCCUAUCACAUCACUGCAACAGAGCAGGAUAUCCAGGCUUUGCAGGAUGCCACAAUUCCCUCUGCCGAGUCACUGAAGAUUUUAGAAUUCCAUUUCUCCGACUUUGGCCUUCCAGAGGACCUAACCGCCCAGGCCACUGUUCGCAUGUUUCUGGACCUUGAUUUGGUGAAGGAUUUCAAGAUUGACUACAAGAGUCUGUGCCAAUGGGUGCUGAGCGUGAGACGUGGAUACAGGAGCAACGUGCCUUAUCACAACUGGAGCCACGCACUGAGCACUGCUCAGAGCAUGUUUGCCAUGCUCAUGGCCACAGACCAGCUCCAGAACAUUUUUACCCGCCAGGAGAUCUUAGCUUUGAUGAUAGCUACCCUGAACCAUGAUAUUGACCACAGAGGAGUUAGUAACUCCUACAUAGAAAGGUCUCAACAACCUUUAGCCCAGUUGUAUGGACACUCCUCCCUGGAGAACCACCACUAUAAUCUGUGCCUGUUCAUCCUAAGCAACGAUGGGAGUCAGAUUCUUAACAGUCUAUCAGCAGAGGACCACAAGGCUGUGCUACAGUUGAUCAAAAGAGCAAUCCUUGCAACUGACCUGAAUGUCUACAUGCAGAGAAGAAAAGAGUUCUUUACUCUUGCUAAUAAAAGCAGUGUCAGCUGGAAGAGUGAGAAACAAAGAGAUUUGCUGAGAUCGAUGCUGAUGACAGCUAGUGAUCUCUCUGCUAUCACAAAGCCUUGGCCCGAGCAAAGAAGGAUUGCCAAUCUGGUUGCCAUGGAGUUCUUUGCACAAGGUGACAAAGAGAGGGAAGAAUUCAAAAUCAAACCGAUCGACAUAAUGAACAGAGAAAACAGCACCCGUCUGCCGUUCAUGCAAGUUGAGUACAUCGAUGAGAUCUGCUAUCCACUAUAUAAGGCUGUAUCCAAACUUUUUGACACCUGCUCUCCGUUGAUGGAUGCUUGUAAGAAGAACAGAGAAAACUGGCUGCAGUAUGCCGAAGAAGCAGAAGAACAACAACAUGAAAGUAGUGAUAAUUCAAACCCGGAAACACAGGAAAACAAGGAGGAAGAUACACAGUCUGAGGGAUAGAAGAAUGGAGAGAAAAAGCAGACAAAAGGCUUUCAAAGCAUAAAGCUGUCUGUUAUUCCUCAUCUUUGACACACCACAACUGUUCAUAGUGACAGAAACUCUAACUGAUCUAUUUCAUGGACACAUUAGCUGUGUAUAUCUGCCAAAUAAUUGUCACAAUUAUUAUUCAGCAAUCUAUCUGAAGAGCUUUUUUUUAUUGUUCUUAUUUAUAUGUUUUCAAAUUUGAUCUUGAAUGUAUAUGCAGUUUGAAGAGUUGGAACAAAUGAGUGCUUUCUAACCUAAUGCUGUCGAAUGAGGUGAAUUGUUUGGGGAAGUUUUUUUUCAGUUUUUACGUACUCAGGGAGUAGAUUUGUCUUGAAAUUAUUUUCAUAAUAGAUACACAAGCAAUUUACACAGGUUUUCAUGUUAUAUUUAAUUUUUCAGUCCAUUUCUGGCAUGACUCCUCCAAUCUUUGUAAAAAAAAGCAUACACGUACACAUACAUCAUUGUGCUUAGUCUUAUCUGUCAAUCUUUCUUAAGUUGUAGACCCAAAAACUGUCUGUGGAUGUUCACUCUCAUUCCACCUAUAACUCAGGCAGUAAAGAGGUUAUUCUUUAAAUGAAAGGUUUUCCACUUCAUCACAAACCGUUUCAGUCUUCAUGUUUAAGUGUCUGAGAAUAUAAUACUUUCCAGUAACUCAAUAUUUUCCCCAAUGGACAAAGUAUAUCUAUAUGAUUAUAAUUAUAAUGUACUGAGCAAUAGAUCCUAAACGUUUUCUUUUUGUGACUGCAAUAUUGUUACAAAACACAAAACACUCAUUUCACUUACAAAGGUUUCUUGAUUUUAUGAGG